This is a messenger RNA of Scophthalmus maximus (turbot), 4555 nucleotides long. It is a transcript of the gene ppp2r5eb, whose product is annotated as protein phosphatase 2, regulatory subunit B', epsilon isoform b. Gene Ontology annotation, biological process: signal transduction; protein dephosphorylation. Gene Ontology annotation, molecular function: protein phosphatase activator activity. NCBI's taxonomy places the organism in Eukaryota, Metazoa, Chordata, Actinopteri, Pleuronectiformes, Scophthalmidae. Gene Ontology annotation, cellular component: cytosol; protein phosphatase type 2A complex; nucleus. The transcript has 13 exons. The record is from RefSeq and is a predicted model, not a curated record. Bases 471 to 2006 code for a protein of 511 amino acids.
CGCUGCGGUGCGCCUGUGUUAUGUGUGCCGUGGUCUCGGCCCCAGCAGUGUUGACAAUAGGGUGAAAAGAACCAGCCCCGGAUCAGAAACCGAGCGGAGGAAAACACCACGGAGAAAAAAAAGCAGCAGCCCAGGGGUUCGGGGAAAGGCCAGCGGAUAAUCUAGCGACGGGGAAUGUAAUUGCGCGAAGCUGAAAUCGUUUUUAUACAAACAUCCGUGCUUUGUUCUGAAUGGAAGUUUGAGGAUUAAUCCCGUUGGAAGGAAACACGCUACUCGUGGGUUUGGCCGUUUUCAGGGCCAAAGAUUUUUUUCCUGCUGCUCCGCCGCCGCUUGGGAAGAGCUGUCCGCACCGAGCUGGAGGUAGCCCCUCUCGGUUAGCCCCGCUAGACACCCCCCCCCCCCACACACACACAUAGGAUACGCUCCUCGCCGCCGUCUCCGUCGCGAACCGCAGAGGAUCAAGCAGGGCUAUGUCCUCGGCAGCCACCACGUCUCCAUCUGUGGACAAAGUGGACGGAUUUUCACGGAAGUCUGUCAGGAAGGCCAAGCAGAAGCGGUCGCAGAGCUCGUCCCAGUUCCGCUCUCAGGGCAAACCCAUCGAGCUCACGCCCCUGCCCCUGCUCAAGGACGUGCCAGCGCCGGAGCAGCCGGAGCUGUUCCUGAAGAAGUUGCAGCAGUGCUGUACGGUCUUCGACUUCAUGGACACGCUGUCGGACCUCAAGAUGAAGGAGUACAAGCGCUCAACGCUCAACGAGCUGGUGGACUACGUGACCGUCAGCCGGGGCUACCUGACGGAGCAGGCCUACCCAGAGGUCGUCAAAAUGGUGUCUCACAACAUAUUCCGGACCCUUCCGCCCAGCGACAGUAAUGAGUUUGACCCUGAGGAGGACGAGCCCACGCUCGAGGCCUCCUGGCCACACUUACAGUUGGUAUACGAGUUCUUCAUCCGGUUCUUGGAGAGUCAGGAAUUCCAGCCCAGCAUUGCCAAAAAGUACAUAGACCAGAAGUUUGUCCUACAGCUCUUGGAGUUGUUCGACAGCGAGGAUCCUCGGGAGAGGGACUACCUGAAGACAGUCUUGCAUAGAAUCUACGGCAAAUUCCUGGGGCUGAGGGCUUUUAUACGAAAACAGAUCAAUAAUAUUUUUCUACGUUUUGUUUACGAGACGGAGCACUUCAACGGGGUGGCUGAGUUGCUGGAGAUCCUGGGGAGUAUAAUCAAUGGUUUCGCUCUGCCGCUCAAAGCGGAGCAUAAACAGUUUCUGGUCAAAGUGUUGAUCCCCCUCCACACUGUCCGGAGUCUGUCCCUCUUCCACGCACAGUUGGCGUAUUGCAUUGUACAGUUCCUAGAGAAAGACCCAACAUUAACAGAACCAGUCAUCAGAGGUUUACUCAAGUUCUGGCCAAAAACCUGCAGUCAAAAAGAGGUGAUGUUUCUAGGCGAGCUGGAGGAGAUCCUGGACGUCAUAGAACCAACACAGUUCGUCAAGAUCCAGGAGCCGCUCUUCAAACAGAUCUCACGAUGCGUCUCCAGCCCACACUUCCAGGUCAGUGGAAACCCGGUCGGUUCAGGUUCCGGUUCAGGUCCGACUUGGCAGGUUCAUGUGAUUCCUGUGUGUCCUCGUGCAUGGACUUUAAGCUCAUUGUGUAUUUGUGUGUGUGUGUGUGUGUGUCCUCAGGUUGCGGAACGAGCUCUGUACUACUGGAACAACGAGUACAUCAUGAGUCUGAUCGAGGAGAACUCCAGCGUCAUCCUGCCCAUCAUGUUCGCCAGCCUCUACAGGAUCUCCAAAGAGCACUGGAACCCGGCAAUCGUGGCGCUGGUCUACAACGUCCUGAAGGCCUUCAUGGAGAUGAACAGUACUUUAUUCGACGAACUCACGGCCACUUACAAGUCGGACCGCCAGCGUGAGAAGAAGAAGGAGAAGGAGCGGGAGGAGCUGUGGAAGAAGCUGGAGGACUUGGAGCUGAAGCGCGGCCUUAGGAGCGACGGGAUCAUCCCGACUUAACGAAGACAGCGCCGCCGCUCCCCCUCUGACCCCGCCCCCUUCUCUCCCCCCUCCCACUCCCCCUCCCCCCUCCAUCCUGUCCCCUCCCUCCACAUCAGCCACGUCUGCCCAGAGCUCCGUCGUCUCUGGACGGACACGGAGCGCCACUGGUUUCUUCUUGUGUUUUUUUUUUCUUUUUUUUUCUCAUGUUUUUUUUUUCUCUCUUCUGUGUUUAUGCGACUUUUACUUUACAGUAGAUUCAUCACGUCUGAUUUCAUUCUUUCAACAGCACUGUAAAUAAUUCUUUUUUUCUUUAUUUUUUCCCCCCUUAAACUGAUAUUAUUGCAAAACAGAAAAAAACAAAACAAUAAUAAUAAAUAAAGAAAUAAAAAAAGGAGGAAAAAAAAUAUAAAAAAUGAGAAAAUGACUUGUUUGGGAGGGGGAUCGAAACGACGAGAGAGAGAGAGAGAAAAAAAAGGUUGGACUGUAGGACAUGAGAUGAACUCUGGGAAAACAAGAAAAUGACAAAAAAAAAGAUUUAAAAACCUUCAUCCCUUCUUCUUCCUCCUCCUCCUCUUCCUCUUCUUCUCCACGGUCCCGGUUGUCACUUUUAUUUCCUGGUUCUCCUCUUUUGCUUUUCCUCCUGUUGCCUCCAUGUUUCUGUUCCCGUCCGGACUGAUGACUGCCCCCCCACCCACCCCAACUCCCCUCCUCUCUGGCCCCCACUUCCUGUUUUAAACAGGAAAUAAAAAAAAUUUAACAAACCACAUUUAAAAAAAAAACAAACAGCGACUUUCUAAUUUCUACAAACACAUUUUAAAAAUCAUCAGAGUGCGUUUACAUGCGUUCUUUUUUUUCUUUCUUUUUUUGUCCCCUCAGCAACUACUCUCAUCAAAUGACAAAAUAAUAAAAUUAUUGACCAGGAAGGAAAUGGGGCCAAUUAAUAGCAAAACAACUUUUUGGGACUGAAAUAUAAUUUUUGCGAAAUGUUGUUGUUCUACCCCAAAACAACAAAAAAAAUCAUAGAGGGAAACAAACUUUCGUCCAACGUGUUGAUAAAGUCUAAAAAUCUGCUUCAAAUCAUUGAUGAAAAACGUGAUAAGAAGUCAUUACGUCAUCAUCAUGUUUAAAUGUUUCCUCCAGGUGACAAACGGGAAGUACUGACACGGCCCCUCCGCUUGUCAGCCGAGCAUCAUGGGAAAUGAAGUUCAAAGUCUUGGAAACAUUUAUUAAUCCCAAACAAAAGAGACUGGAUCGAACAUUUUCUUUUUUCGGCAUUUUUUUUCUUCUUCCUAGAACUACGGUUCAAAAUGUCCGGUUAAUGUUUUUUUUAUUCAUAUACUUUGUACGUUCAUAUUCAUACUGUAUGUUUGUCGUAAACUUUACGGACUUUAAACCAACUUCAUCUCUAAGAUAAUUCAUCAGGAUGCUUUCACUUCUUCACCUCGGAUAUUUGUUAUUUUCAAAACCCGUCGUCAUAUCCUGUUGGCACCAUGGCUCCGAUAACCUCACUUCCUGUUUUACUGUCACUUUUUUUUCUUUUUCUUGACUCGUUUUCUUUUCCCUGGGUCUCCGCUCUCCACCCUCGUCGGCCAGAUUCCAUGACCCGUGUAAACAGGGGAACUGUUUACGUGUAAACGCACUCCAUCCUUCCUUCCUCUCUCCCUCCUCCUUUUCAUCACAUGAUUAUUCCUCUCCCUCCUCCCUCCUUUUCUACCAAGCGACCACACGGCGGCGUCCCCGGUAUCAGUCUGGCACUGGUACCCGGCGGCCAUGACUGGGACGUUACAGAUAAACACAGAGUCUGCAGAGGAAACCCUUUUCUCCCGUGAUAAAAAGAUGAGCGCCCCCUCACCUCACUUAACCCCAGCCCACUGGGGGGGGCGCUGCCGCGUUGACUUCACAGUAUUACAACAACAACAGUGACACAAAUAAAAAAAAGAAGAAGAGACGACCCUGUACAUUGUUAUCGAAUGCAGUACACUGAUAAUCUUGUAUCUUGUAGUAAUUUAGCCAAUGUUUUUUUUUGCGUAGGAAAACAGUGGAGAGGAGAGUCUGGUAUGUAAAGAGGUAUUAUGGAAGAUGACUUCCUGGUAUUUAUGAUAGUGCCCCUUCCCCUCCCCUAACCCUGCCGCCUCUUUUAGUCUGUUUCUCUUUUUCUUUUCUGUCUCUCACUUCUUCUUCCUCUUCUCUUGGUUUUUAUCUCAUUUUUUGGAUAUUUUUGCUGAUGUUUCUUUUGACCAUUGGAUAUAUUUUUUUUAGUUUUGGGGGGAGGGUGUUGGGAGGGGGAGGGGUCUUAGGAGUGAGGGCAGGUAGGCAGGGGAGGGGGGUCGGAGGUCAGAUCGGGGGGAGGGAGGGAUGAAGGCUCGGAGCAGAAGAACUUUGCCCUGUCGGGAGUUUGACGGUGAACCUCCCCCCUCUUCCUCCUCCUCCCUGGUGGAAUUAAUGUGUGCUUUAGAACGGCCCAGAAAUAAUAUGAUUUCAAAACUGAAAAAAAAAAAAGAUAAAAAAGGGUUGGAGAAAUACAAAUGUUUAAUUAUUUUAAAAAAAUAAAGAGAUAUUAAAUUAAA